This is a messenger RNA of Taeniopygia guttata (zebra finch), 3046 nucleotides long. The record is from RefSeq and is a predicted model, not a curated record. NCBI's taxonomy places the organism in Eukaryota, Metazoa, Chordata, Aves, Passeriformes, Estrildidae.
CUGAGGUUUUCUGUCAAUGUGGCAAGCAAAGUUUUCUUGAAGUUGAUGUGACUUCUGCAUCUCAUUGCACUGAGUGAAGAGGAAAACAAAUGGGACUGAAGUAUUAUAUGAAUUUUUCCUGAACGUUCAGAAAGCACUGUUUAAAUAUUUUUAUCCAAUCAGUUUUUUUCAUAUAGUGAGCACUUUGAGCAAAAUGUUGUAUAUAUAAACAUUGAGGUGAGCACUUGUAAGAAUUUUCUUAAUAUAUGCUGUAAACCUUUUUCAUGCCAUAUUAAGGAAAAACAGCUGUGACAGAAAUACUGGGUACAUAAUUUGCACUUUUUCAUGUUUUCCUUGUGGACUUGGACUUUGAUAAACUUAGUUUUUAUGGUGAUUUUGAUGCAUGGUGUCAGGUAAAAUGUAUGCUGUAGUUUAUUUACCUGCUACAAUCAAAUUGGUUAGUAAACAAUUAAGAAAACUUGGUACAAUGCCUUUUUAAAUUUGUGACAGCUAAUACGUAACAUUCAUACAGAUCUAAUUUCAUAUAUUUUUCAAUUUGUAAACUGAAGAAUAAUAUUGAAGUAUUACAGCAAUAAGCACCUUACCAGGGAUCCUAACUGGUAGGUAAAUAUUAGCUUUUAUAAAACAGGCUUUUGGCCAAAUUUCAUCCGGCAUUCUCCUUAACACUGGUCGUGCCCUCUCUUGGGUCUGGUUUUAUUAUUUACCUCAGCAUAUACCACUAAAAUACCUUUCUAUAAAGAUGAUUGUUUUGUAAAAUGGCUCUAUGUUGCACUGGUAUUUUUAUAAGGCUUCAGAAGAGUAUGUUGUAUCUGUACAGCUGGAUUUACAUUGCUAAGUUUGUGUCAAGAGCCUGCACAUGUACAGUUGGCGCAAUGAAGAAUCUGUAUGUAUUUCCACCCUGGCAUUCUGAUGUACUGAUAAGUCAUAAAGGUGUGAGCACUGGGUUCUGAUUCCCUCUAUCAGGGGCACAUCUGUGAUUGAAAUCAAGACGAGACCAUUAAAAUGAGGACUGGACAAUCUACCUGCCAUAAUAAUCAGCAUACAUCACUACUUUUUAUUUUAAUAUUGAACAUGGGCAGACUUACCAUCAGGAUCAGCCAGGACAGCAGAGGACUCUCAAACCUAAAAAGAAGUAACACUUACUUUCCAUGUUCUGUAUUCAGUGUUUUUGUUUAAUUAGUGAUACAAAAUUACAAUUUCUAGGUGGAAGGGAGACACUAAUUUUUACCAAUUGCAUGUGGAGUCUAAUGGUUUUGUUGGCAGCUUUUUGGAGUGAGAAGAACUUGACCAGAAUGGGAGGCAGCUUGCUGUAAUCCAGAAACAGCUGUCAAACGUCUGAUGAAAGAGGCUGCAGAACUGAAGGAUCCUACAGAUCAUUAUCAUGCACAGCCUUUGGAGGAUAAUCUUUUUGAAUGGCACUUCACUGUUAGAGGCCCUCCAGAUUCAGAUUUUGAUGGAGGGAUUUAUCAUGGGCGAAUAGUGCUACCACCUGAAUAUCCCAUGAAACCACCCAGCAUUAUUUUGCUGACGGCAAAUGGCAGGUUUGAAGUGGGGAAGAAAAUUUGUUUAAGCAUCUCAGGGCACCAUCCUGAAACAUGGCAGCCUUCGUGGAGUAUAAGAACAGCUUUACUAGCUAUCAUUGGAUUUAUGCCAACCAAAGGUGAAGGAGCAAUAGGAUCUCUAGAUUACACACCAGAAGAAAGAAGAGCUCUUGCAAAGAAGUCACAAGACUUCUGUUGUGAAAUGUGUGGCACAUCUAUGAAGACAGCCCUCUUACCACUGACAUCUGGAAGCGUGUCAAGCCAGGCAGACAAGGAGGCUAAAGAGCUUGCCAGACAAAUUAGCUUCAAGGCAGAGGUCAAUUCAUCCAGGAGAUCUGAUGCUGAGCCCUCAAACACAUCUGGACUGAACCACUCUGCUGCUUCACGUGAGCCCCAGCAGGAUGGUGCAGCUAGAGCAUUCCCAGAUCCAACAAGUGCGACGCCUGAAAGCCAGAGUGGCAGUCCAGUGGCUGGCCAGGAGCAUACUCCAGCUGUGUCGAGCACCAGCACCCCGCUGAGCCCUCGGCAGCGCCGCGCGCAGCAGCAGAGCCAGAGACGGGCCCCAGCUUCCACCGACUUCAACCGGGCACAGCAGCCCAGAGUCAACACCAACCACACGGGCUCAACCGUGCUCAUUGUCCUGCUGACCUUUGCGCUGGCAGCUCUCAUAUUUCGUAGAAUAUGUUUGGCUAACGAGUACGUGUUUGAGUUAUAAGGUUGUUUGUCCUAACAACAGUGACUUGAAUGCUUCACUGAACCUUCUGUAUUGGCUAUGACAUGAGAACUGUUUACAAAGGUUACUUUUUGUAUUUGCGCUUAAAUCCUUAUGAAUGUUAAUGUACCUACAGAUACAUUACUUGUAGGAAAAGCAAAGUUGGACAUGUAAACUAUGAGUUUUAAUUGAGUGCCCACUAGAUACUUGGAGAAACGGUGCAGUGGAAUAGUAAUAUUAAGGCAUAUGGGAUGGGACUAAAUUUGAAUAAUUUAUGAACUAGUAAAAGAAGAUUUUUUUAAAAAUGGUUGAUUCAAUUUUUUAUGGGGCAUAAAUGCUCAUAUAAGUACCCCAUCUAAGUUAGUAUAAGAUUUGGCAUUGAAGAGGGGAUUAUUAAAUGAGUCACUGCUAUGUGUUUUGUGAACUCCUAAUUUAGAGGGAAUACAGUUUUGUAACUGCUUUUAUUUGCCAUGACACAUUUCCAGAGGUGAAACACAAAUUGGUUGUUAUGCUGCUUUGUGUGUGUGGAAGGGGGAAGGGACUGUGGGAGGAAAGUAGGUGCCAGAAAACAACUUGCAUUAUUUUGAUUUUUAUUUUUCAGAAUAAAGAUUGGGUAGUCUUUUGAAAGAUUUGAAUGUCCUCUUCUAGUACUUUCAACUGUAUAUCUUGUUUCUAAAAUUUGAAGAUUAUGCAAAACAUGUUUAUUCUUGCAAUAGUUAUAAAUAUGUAAUAUAAUUAUUUACCCAGAGCUGUUGUCUUUUAAUUAUACCAGAAAUAUACAUAAUGUGUUGAA